Achroia grisella is the source of this 464-nucleotide messenger RNA. RefSeq lists its product as uncharacterized. The transcript is spliced from 2 exons. NCBI's taxonomy places the organism in Eukaryota, Metazoa, Arthropoda, Insecta, Lepidoptera, Pyralidae. Bases 1 to 429 code for a protein of 142 amino acids. Gene Ontology annotation, molecular function: nucleic acid binding; zinc ion binding. The record is from RefSeq and is a predicted model, not a curated record.
AUGGCCGUUCCAGUACUACGCCAGCCAAAGGUGCAACAGCACGAGAAAUCUAAACCCUUUAAUGACACGGCAGAUGUAAUAAUUACAUUAAAAGACCAAAAGAAGCUGGUAGUCUCUUCGGAUGCCUAUCACGGCAUAUUGAUGUCAAGUGAUAUGUACAAAUGUGUGUUUUGUGAUAGUGAUAUGCACAGAGACGCAGCGUAUAAAGAGCAACAUAAAAAUACAGAUAAGCACAAAGAAAAUUUACGCAACUACCCUCAUGUUGAUGGUUACGAUGAGAAUUUAGUGCGAAAACUAAACAAAGACACAUGGUAUUGUACAAUAUGCCGAGUAACAGUCUCCACUUCUUGUUUGUCACGUCACAUCAACAGCUAUGGUCAUAGGGAGGAGUUGAAGACAGCUAUCAGGAAAGCCACUGCAUAUAAGUAGUGUGUUAAACAUACAUUUAAAAUUAUUAACAGAAC